AUGGAACUGCUGGUAGCGUACGAUGAUAUAUCCAACUGCCGCUACGUUGUUGAAGAUUUUGAUUUAGUCCCAAUCUAUGUUGAAUCGAAGUUGCCGCAGAAGCAUUUAACGCGUGAGAAACUAACUCCUUUACCAUCCGUCCCUGGUUUUUCCGGGGAGGGUAUUUUACCUGACGACAGUUUGGUUGAGGUCACCGUCAUCUCUCAAGAUUCCGAGGUAUAUGUGCCAGGAUCUCCACCUGAGCCAUCAGAAAUGCGCUCCCAGUACAAGCCGUCUGGAACCCGUGAUGUCUCGCAAGUCACUUCAUCUUCAAACACUGAAGCCACGCAACGUCUUUCGUCGGCUCGCACUGCAAAACCACGUAGACCCAGCGCAUCUGGCUAUGUCUCAAAUCUCGUUGGCCGUUUUGAAUCUGAGGAUCCUAUGACUGUCGCUUCUGUUCGAAGGUCAGCCACAAAACAUUCCACGACUACACCCCGACCUCCAGCGGGUGACGAUUCUCCGCGUCCAUUAAACCGAGACCAUUCAGAGUUUGCCGCCGAUGUAUCCAAUACAUUAUGCAAUCCUCCGAACAAAGAAGAUAAGAUACUGCUCAACAAUCAUUCGGAGUCUUCUACAAUCUUAUCUCCUGUAUCUCAUCCCCGUCACCUGGGCGAUGCAAGACCUCUUUCCGGUUCCGCCUGUUCCCCUGGUUCUCGCCGAAUAACGUCUCAGGCCAAAAUAUCUUGUCCAAGCCCUUUAGUCGAAUCUCCAACAGCAACCAGUCGCGUCCCCUCCUCAGUGCUUUCAAAAAAAUACACGCAGCAUUCCAGUAAAACCAUUCUCUCCGAUCCGGACACGUCCUCAGCUUAUCAGUCAGAAAGCUUGCCCCAUCGAAUGAAACAGAAGUCAUCCUCACAUAAAGUCAACAAAGACGGUACUCUGGGAGCCGUUAUGGUUGACAGCUUACCUCGCCAUUCUUCGCGGCCUUCAUCACACCGUUCGACACGUUCACCUGUCAAAUCAUCCAUGAAUCAUCCAAAGCCUGGCGAAGUUCGGCGAGUGCGAUUGCGCAGAGAUCACCCGGGUGAGGAAGUGGGCAUUACCAUCGCGUUACGUACUCCAUCUCCACCGGAGGUGGAGAGGUCUUCCAACGACUCUCCUGUGUUAGCCAUUCAACGUGUCAUGGUUGGAUCGUUGGCGGAUAGAUGUGGCACACUUUUUCCUGGUGAUAUUCUUCUCGAAUUCAAUGGUUGUCCGGUUCGGUCUAAAGACCAAGUGCUCGAAUUGAUGCGGCAGGCAUCUGGUGCCUUGGAAUUCGAUAUUCUGGUGAAAGCACCGUUCAGUGUUGACACUUUCCUGAAGCCUGGCUUGCAGCACAAACAAGAUACAGUCCACUCAAAGCGUUACAUUCGAACCUUCUUCGAUUACAACGCUCAGAAAGAUGCGCUCAUGCCUACUGGCGACGUCGGUCUAUCGUUCAAAGCUGGCGAAGUACUCGAGUUGAUCGAUGACCAGGAUCCGAAUUGGUGGCAAGUUCGACCACUUAACGAUUCCCGCGGAAAGGCACGCUUGAUUCCUUCGCAGACACUGGAGGAGCGUAGGAAGGCGUUUAAUGAAGAAAAGACCCCUAACUCCAGUUUACUUAAAGCCAGACGAAAAAUCAAAAAGUUCUUCCGUGCUUCAGACGCAUCUGCCUUAAGGCUUCGUGCGGACCUUUGGAGUUACGAGGAAGUGGUUCCGUGGCCCCAAUCCACAAUUCCAUGCUUACUUUUACUGGGAGUCACAGGGGUCGGCCGGAGGAACCUCAAGGUGUUACUAGUCAACGCAGAGCCAAAACGUUUUGCAUACCCCAUGUCCGACACCACCGACCCUGCCGCAUCGACUAAUCAGUUCUGCAUUUUAUCAAAGUCUCAGAUGGAAGCGGACGUUCGUUCCGGUGCAUACGUUGAAUGGGGUAAGAUUGAUGGUCAUUUCUACGGGAUUCGAUUUGCUGCCAUCCGCAAGAUCAUAGCCAGUGGACGAACUGCCGUGUUGGACUGUGAGCCUCAGACUGUUCAUCUACUUCAUCAACCGGAAUAUAAUCCGUGCGCGGUGUUUGUGGCGCCUCCCACUUUUGAAGUCGCUAAACGUAUGAUGGAGGAGGGUGUCCAUGCCGGUGUAACAAAAAACACUCGCUCAGAUGCUGAAUUGAACGCAAUGAUUGACGCUUCAAAGCGAUACGCUUCACAAUAUCGUCAUCUAUACUUCCAUACGUUGAUCAACUCUGACAUGCGCCACAGCGUGGAUAAAUUGCGUCGUUUGGUCUCUCGCCUCGAGCAGCAGCCAAGCUGGAUCCCAUCUGGGUGGGCUUAUGAACUGAGUGUUCCGGCACUAGCAGACUAUUCGAGUCAGAAGGUACGCCAGAGCCUGUCCGAUCGUGUCUUGUCUGAGAGGCGCCUCAACAACGUUUGUGCCGGGGUCGAGCAGUUUGAGUUCGCUAGGUAUCCAUGGUCUUCCUCCUUCUCGACCAUCAACGAUAACCCGCUCGAUUUUAUCUGGCAUUUCCGAGGCCUCCUCUGAGUCGGCUCACCGUCUUUCACGCCCCCCUAGCAUUGCUAGUGGCGUAACAGAGGGGCGUCCAUCGGAAAGACGUAGGAGUGAACCUCGCAGUGCUCCCCGUCUGUACGAAAAGCGUCGGAAGCCGCGUCAGGAUUUUCGUCCUCUUUCUCCAGUUAUUCUAGAGCAGGACACGCCAUCUGAUUCUGGCCUAAGCUACUCAGUUACUGCGGCGUCAACAGUCCCCACAGCAAGGACAUCUCAUCAUAUUCGGUCUAGAAUUUCGCACGGGAAACAUGACUCCCCGGACGAUUUCGUGGAUGUCACCACGUACAGACGAUCUCCGCCAUUCAAGCCAAAUAUAACAGAUGACCACCCCCUAGGAUCCGAUGAUGUUCGCGAAGCGAUAAGUAAACCACAUCACUCAGAUCUCAAAGACUUUGCUCCUAGAGUGGCUGACCCUGACGAUGAUGAUGAUGGAAUCAGCGACACAUCCACAGAAUCUGACUGCCACUCGAGUGGAGUUUAGAGUCCGAUCUGCAUUCCAAAGCCAUAUGAUCGGCCUUUUUAACUGGACUCCGCUUCCCCAACUCCGAACCUGGUAUUGAUUGUCUUCCACGAUGGUAUCAUUGAGUAUGCCAUCCCUCGUUCUAAACAACUACAUGUAGGCCUACAUAUCGCACUAUUUUUUAUCAUUGCCCCAUAUUUAUACCUGAUUUUCACGUUAAUCAAUCGGGCUGUGAUUUUUCCGCAUGAGAGCUGAUCCUCGUUCUGUCUGAUGCAAUUUUAUUUGCAAUUUCCCAUUUUUAUGUGCUUCUCAAUGCUUGGUUUGCUUCCAUGGUUAUUUGUAUGGUAUUUUCUACUUCACGCCAUUUGUAAUUAACGCGUAUUUACCGGGCAAAUAGAUAUUUCCCAAGCAUUGUCCGCAUUUUGCACAUUACCACCAUUGCACUAUGUUUUAGACAUUAGAGAUUGACCUCUUUGAGUUAACCGAUCGUUCGUGUUUAUCUGCUGUAUUUACUUAUUGCUCUUUCGGUUCGGGCAUUGUCUUUUUCAG
This is a messenger RNA of Dicrocoelium dendriticum, 3574 nucleotides long. The record is from the annotation of a GenBank genome assembly. Lineage: Eukaryota; Metazoa; Platyhelminthes; Trematoda; Plagiorchiida; Dicrocoeliidae.